CGCAGGCGCAAUCAACCGGCCACGAGCAGUAAUGGCCGUCUGGGGGUUCCCAGGGAGACGCAGUUGCUGCGAGUUAAAUCUAUGCCAGGCAUUCACUGAAUUCAAACCCUUCCUUCACUACUGUUAGACAAAAAUCGGGAUAGAAAUCAAAUCAGAAUAAAAUAGUUUCAGUUCCGAGUUGAAGUGCGUGCUCCUGGGCCCGAAGUUGGCCUCUCCGCUCCCCCCAAAUGUGCUUCUUUUCUGUUCUGGAAGGUUCUACAAUUUGUCGAUACAAGUUACAGACUGGUGGAACUGUAGGAAUGGGGAAAUACACCGUCUGAACUUCAAAUCUACAGCUAUCCACAAAUCAAAACAACUGAUGUUGCUAAAAAUGAGAUAGCAUAAACUUUAGAGCUGCAAGUUUGGUUUGUUUGGCCAAAGCAACCAUAUGAGAGGUUGUGUGCCUCGAAUUCUUCAGGAUGUUUGGGGACAUGUUUGAAGAAGAGGAAGAUGUUGGAUUUGUGUCUGAGAACAAAACUAUGAAUGGGUGGAAAUCCAGGAAAAAAGACACUGACCCGCCACCACACCGAGCAGCCAGUAACCUCAGUGGAAUCAAAAACCAGGGGGGCACCUGCUACCUCAACUCACUGCUUCAAACCUUGCUGUACACACCUGAAUUCCGAGAAUCAUUGUUUGCCCUGGGGCCUGAGGAACUGGGAAAUUUAUCAGACAAAGACAAGCCAGAGUCGAAGGUUCGAGUUAUCCCUUUGGAGCUGCAGAGGCUUUUUGCCCAGCUGUUGCUUGCAGAUCAGUUGGCUGCAUCUACAUCUGACCUAACUGAUAGCUUUGGCUGGACAAGUAAUGAGGAGACUAGUCAGCAUGACGUACAAGAAUUAAAUCGAAUUCUCUUCAGUGCAUUGGAGAGCUCUUUAGUUGGAACCUCUGGGCAUGACCUCAUUAACAGACUAUACCAUGGAAUAGUCGUUAACAAGAUCGUCUGUAAGGAGUGUGGCAACAUUAGUGAAAGACAGGAGGAUUUCCUGGACUUGACUGUAGCUGUGAAAGGUGUCAGUGGACUGGAAGAAGCUUUGUGUACCUUCUAUGUUGAAGAAGAACAUUUUGAUAAUGACAAUCUCUACCAUUGUGGAAGGUGUGAGAAAUUGGUUAAGGCAACUAAGGUAAGUUUGCCACAGCAUCUUAAAAAUAUCUUUGAUCUUGAGAUCCUAAUAAAUUAUGCUGUAUACAGCAAACUUUGUUUUAAUGGCACUCUCGAUAAACCGUCUGCUCUCAAGCAUCAAGCAAGUCUUAAGGGAUGCUGUUUCCAGUGCAAAAUAUGCCUUCUUAUCGCAACCACUUCAAAACAAAAAGACCGAUACAUGUUUUCAUUGUGGCAUUUCAAAUCCAGGGCAGAGUUUGAUUCUGCAACCAAUAACAUUGAAGUCCAUCUUCAUCUGGGUCCUGAGUAUAAAUUUCGAAAUGGCGCCCUAUACCCAGCUUCUUCCCAGAAGGACAGCAUGCUGACAAUAACCAUUGAUAGGAGGAAAACAAUUGGUGAUCUCAGGCAGACUAUUUUCCAGCUGCUGGAAUUCUGGAAAGGUGAUAUGGUGAUCAGUGUUGCCAAGCAGUUGCCUGUUGGUCUUCACCUUUAUGAGACCUUCCAUGAGGACCAUACCUCUUUGCACAGUCUGGGCAUCACGGAUGGAGCCAUUCUCUUUGUAUGGAACGGUAGCCAGGUUUGUGGAGUGGUGAUACAUGUUGGUGAGGAGUUCGAACCUAUGAUGCUUAAAAUAUUGUGUCCCACACUGAAGAGCAAAUCAGAAACCGAGAUGGUGCAGUUCAUAGAGAUGCAAAAGGUGUUCACACGGAACACGUUGCUGGCUUCUGCACGAAACAGUCUAGCUCUGUCGACGGGGAUUUCACCAGAGGAGCUGACAGUUUAUUACAAAAAGAAUUUGGAGAAUAAAGGGUCCACAAACUGGAUUGCAUAUGAUGCUGAGGAUGGCCACAAGACCCUUGCGGAUCUAAGGUUGAAAGAUGGUGAUACUAUAUUAGUAUCAGACCAGAAGUGUUGCAACCUGAGUGUUCUUUCAUCGAAUGGUAUGCCAAUAACUGUAGCUGACCGCAGCUGGCUGCAGGUCAAGAAUUACUGUGGUGAGAAAUUCUCGCAGAUUGCAGGAAAAACAGUGACCAUUCCAGUCACCAUGGAGACUCUGGUUUCGGAAAUCAAAGCAAAUGCCAUUGAGAAGCUAAAGUUGAAAGAUGAACAAGUAGAUGGAACCUGUUUGAGACCAAUUGACAGAACUGGAAAGCUACUCCCUCCAGUCUGUGAGGAUUUGACUGUGAAGGGCAUUGGACUAAAAACAGGAAGCAGUUUGGCACUUUUUCCUGGCCAUACUCCAAAAGGUACACAGCUGUUCUUGUACUUCUCUGUUGGGGACAGUCUUCAUAUGACCCCUGAAAUGGAAAUAGUGGUAGAACAGAACAUCUCUGUCAGAGAGUGUUUGAAGCUGAUGUUGGAGAAAGCUGGAUUAACAGGAGAGUGUUGGCAUUUGAGGAAAACUGACUGGUGCUAUGAUGCCGGGGAGGUUUUGAAAGAUGAAGAAGCCACAUUGGCAUAUAUGAAGAUAACAAAUGGAGAGACACUGGUCAUCAUGGAGGGAAGGCUUCCACCAAAGGGAUUCCUGAUGUUACCUGUCUGGCUGUACCAGCCUCCACUGGACUCUGAAAAUAGAGGGUGCUUUCGAGAAGAGCAGGAAAACAUUGCAAAUAGACUCUGUGAUUUAAAUAUCGAGUCAACUGCCAGAGAUUUUUCAUUGCGACAGUAUAUGGGCACUGAAUUGGAAUACAUUGGCAAUAUUGAGAUAUCAGGGGAAGCUAGUCUAGAGGACUUAAAAACUCAGGUUUUGACCUUGCCUCUGCUGCAGGGUCUCUCUGUUCCUUCAAUGGAAUUCCUCAGAGUCUGGCUGGUGGAGAAUAAAUGUCCUGUCAAAAUCCUACGGAACCAGCAGCAACAGCUCAGCAAAUUUAAACUGGGGUCUAGUGCAGAGAUUGGAAUUCAACUACUGCAAGCAGAAGAGAAUCUAACGUCUACUGAGUUGCUGUUGCGGCUGAAGAUGGCAGUCCCUGGUGAAAGGAUGUAUUACCCAGCUGAGGAAUUUGUUUGGGACAUAUCCAAGGAAUGCACAGUUCGCACCCUUAAACAGAAAAUUGUACAGCACUAUUCAUUGCCACCGGAACAGAUUGAAAUUGCCAAAUAUUUUCCAGAUCAGUUUGAGUGGAUGCCUAUGACCAGUUGGACUCAGCAAGUCUCAAAGAAGAAGAAGAAAAAGAAACAGCAGAGCCUUCACGGGGCUCCUUAUUAUCUGAAAGAUGGAGAUAUCAUUGGUGUUAAGAACUUAUUAAUCGACAAAAAUAAGGACUUCAGCACUGUGGCUGAUGACAUUGGGAAGGAAAAACUCAAACUAGAAGGCAAUAGUAAAGACACACGUCAUCAAGCUACUGUCCAGGGUGGAGAUGCCUCAGAAAAUCCUGAGAAACAAGCAGUUCGUGCUCGUACCCGCAAACCGGAGGUGGCCCUGUCCAUCAGUGUAGCAGACUUCAGAUAACAGCUAUGGAAUCUGGAAGAGGGUACCUGAAAGAGCUGAUGAGCUCUUGCAGUGAGUGUCAGAGGUGCAGAGCUGAGUAAGAGUAAUGAAUGAACAGAGAGAUUCACCACCUACUGUAUGCAGGAGUGAAGGUAGCUGGUGGUCUCAGUUAUAGAAUUAUGUUUGAGGAUUAAUCGGUAAGGGCUGUCAGAUUCUUCACUCCAGUUUGGUGUGCCCUGAUGAGGUUUCCUUCUGUCUCGAACUGGGAGGAGAAACCUGACAGAACACCAUCAGAAUUAAGAGGAGAAUCUUCUCCAGCUGGCCUUUGAUUUUUGUUUUGUCAAUAACUGCCUAAAUCAAUAUUUGAAAAGAAAUUGAUUUUCUUCUUGCAAGUAUUCAGAACUAUUUUUUUUUGAAAAAUACCUAUGCAAUAAAUGGGAAUCCAUUCCCAAGAUAUAGUUCAAAGCUUCUGACACACCAGCAACUGGUGCUUGUUUACAUUAAGGAAUCCCAGUGUUGCAGCUGACCAUGCUUUAUGUAAUGUUCUGCUAAUGUGCUUUUGUGAAAUUAUCCCUCUCACUUGUUCAGGGGUGAUUGAUUUGUUGAUUAGACCAUAAAAUCCAUUGUAGAUCUUAUAACAAUGUGGAGGCUUUUAUCACAUAAAAAGUUGGUUGGUUGUGACAUAAAGGAUAUUUUUAACACCGGACAGGUGGAGAAGCAUCACAGUUAGUGGAUUUUAUGGUCUGAUUUUCAGUGAGAACCUGACUUGCUGGCAAGGACUGUGUCCCUCACAUAAACAUUUGUAACCUCAGGAGUUCCCAGGUCAGAGAGAACUUGACUUUUUAACAUGCACACAGAAAUGGUGCAAAUUGAGGUACAUUCAGAACGUAUACAUCUAUGGAAAGGAAUAAAAAUUUUUAUGUAUGAGCCUGCGUUGCCAGUGGGGUAAUAUCUCCAACAGGGUCUUUGUUUCCUUUAAUUGUCACAACGACUAGAAAACUACUUAUUUUGAGCUAGUUACUUUGCAGGUUACUCUAGGCUAUCUGAUGCCUUAAUCAACAGAGAGCUUUUAAUUGAUAGGAUUGACUAACUGUAGGGCACUCGAGUAGUUUCUACAUGACUAAUGGGACAGACAGACUAUUAUGAUAAGUUAAUUUAAGACUUUACAUUUCGUUCAAUAUCUGGUUAUUCUGCUCGUAUAAGUAUAGUCCUUAGCAUGCUCCUGACAUUGAGUUGCACCAGAUUAAGAAGACAAUUAGAUUAAGAAAAUUGUAAGUAGUUAACUGAUCCCAUCUAACAGAAUACCAUAGUUUAUAGCUGAUACAAUAUGACAAACAGAGCAUCUUUGCGCAGGACACUGAAUAAUAUGAUGUGUUGCAAUCUUUUAUCUGCACUGGGCUUCUCAGGACAGUGAGAUUGGGGUAAUCACAAAUAAAGGACAACAAUUAGAAAAUCACUGUGCAAUAUUGUGAAACAUUCUCGUGAAAUUUGUAAAUGUUACAGCGAUCUGCGCAUAUUUCCCUGUCUAAAAAUAUUAGAAACCGUUUAGAAUUAUAUUUCUCCAAAUGGAACAGAUUGCAAAAUGCCUUCUCUAAAAUGUGGUUAAGUUCCAGUUAUCAGUGGCUGAGUGAAGAAUGUCAGCACAAAUUGUGGAACUAGUAUAAAUGCUAAGCAGGAUAUAAUGUUGGCACAUUAUCUGUAUCUUUACUCUGCAGGACGUGGAUGUGUCUUACAGAUUUUACAUAUGCUGUAACAUAAUAUGGUAACUUAUGCAUUAUACGUAUUCCUUGUUAUUGCCCAAAUUGUUAGAAAAAAAACAAAUAAGAUCAAAUUGAGCCAAAAAGCCUUCAGGUCUGCAUACAAGUAAUAGGCAUCAUUAAGCCAGAAGGAAGCAGAUGGUUUCAUUGUGGCGAGGAAGGGUGAGAAGCAGCACAGGAGGAUUUGAAAGCUAAUUUUCGCGAGACGUAUAGAAAGCAUUGCUUGUUUUUGGAGCAGUCUGUUACCAGCACUGUGCAAUGGUUUGGUUUAGAAGAACUAGAUUAUUUCACAUGUGUUAGUAUGGGCAAGCAGGAACACAGAUGACAAGGUGGCUUCGAGGCUGAUAACCAUUAACUUUAUAUUUCUUUCAGUAAAAGUGGACCAGAUGUAUGCAGUGUCCUUAAAUACUUUUAAAAGUGAUCAGUUCAGCUGUUUUUUCUUAUUAGUAAUUGGCAUAGCUCUAAUUUGUUGCAGUUUUUAAAUGAAGUUUAUUUCAGUCCUUUUGGGGCUCUUUAUCCCCUCCAACAAUUUGUUUAAAGUUAGUGCCUUGUCCUGCACUUAUUUGUGCCAGUAGAUGCCAAGUAUAACUAGAGGGUUGGUGUAUGUUGUAAAAUAUAAUUUUCCACUGUUUGUUUGGAUAUAAAGGUAUCAGUACAUUGAUUGCAGAUUCUUCUUCCAAAUGGCCCACCUCAUUAACCUUUAUCGUCAUAAAACAGGUUUCAGCUUCUGUCUCACCUCAGGCAGUGAUUCUGGGUUGGAUUUACCAGUGCACUAGCCCAUCAGUAGCCUUGGAAAUGAUUUAUUUCGUUUUCAAAUUAGGUGCAACACAAGGCUGUCUGUUUUCAGUCAAUGCAGCAUCUGACAAACCACUGACUGGAAAACGUAAACUCUUUCGGUUACUGAUUGGGUCCUGUAAUUAUUAAGUAAUCCCAAGAUAACCUUAAACUAAAUUUCUUCCCUACAACUCCACUUGCUUCCAGUAGAUAAAGUAAAUGUAAAGGCAGAGGACAGGUGAGUACACCAGGUGGAUGAUUUAGUAUUAAAAAGCGAAUUCUAUUAAUGAAGGUAAAUAACUAGGCAGUCUAUAGCAGAUCCUCGUUAUUUCAGGAGCUGAUCAAUAUACAUGUGAAUGGUUUGAAUUGAUUUAUUCUAUAGUCUUGAAAUGCAACAUGAAGUUGUCGUUACUGUUUAGACGACUUUUUUUUUGACUAUAUACUGCCACAAGAGGGGGAUGUGGGGAAUUUAUUGUAGAGCAUCUCCCACUCCAAUGCUGGUGUUUGCACUGAAUUUUCGCCAAAGUUAUCAGAGACUAAGAAUUCCUGCAAAAAUUUCAGUAAAAUUAAACAUUGUGUUGUAAAUAAUUCAGUCCCAUUCAUUAGAAUUUGGGACUGGAACAGAGACUGUUGCAACCUAGUGUAAGAAAGACAGAAAGAAAAGCAAAUCAUGUAUUAGAAUGGAAUAAUUGAAAUUUUGGUUUGAAGGAAUCGCACUUUUCAUCUUUCUCCCAGCCUGUGGUUUAAGAAAGAGAGAAACACUUGCAAGUACUAGUGAGGCUGCAAGUCUGGUGCUCGAGGGCUCCAGAACCUAAUGGAAAAAUACUUCAACAAACUGCUGCAGAAUAAGCUCCUACAGUGUGAGCAACUAAUUUGUUUAUCAAGUCAUUCUUCUAAUAUAUUUUCGGGGAAGUGGGAAGCUCUCCUUUAUGAAUUUUCCUAAGAUGGAAUUGGUUUAUUUUUAUCAAACAUAAACAAGUGCAAUAAGUUAUGUAAAUCUCUAUAAAUUGAUUAAAGAAUUUAUACAAAA
This is a messenger RNA of Chiloscyllium plagiosum (whitespotted bambooshark), 7124 nucleotides long. The record is from RefSeq and is a predicted model, not a curated record. Lineage: Eukaryota; Metazoa; Chordata; Chondrichthyes; Orectolobiformes; Hemiscylliidae.